Molecule: messenger RNA, 1441 nt
Organism: Pistacia vera
Lineage: Eukaryota; Viridiplantae; Streptophyta; Magnoliopsida; Sapindales; Anacardiaceae
Product: cellular nucleic acid-binding protein
Exons: 4
Coding region: 208-984 (258 amino acids)
Molecular function (GO): zinc ion binding; nucleic acid binding
Source: RefSeq, a predicted model, not a curated record
GCCUAAGCGACUUUGAAAUAAAAAUAAGAAAAAGAGGUCUUCUAAUUUCUAAACACUAGCUGCCAAGCAAAGGAUAUUUUUGCUGCAAAAUAUUACAUCGGACCGAAGUUCCUCUCCAGCACAGAGGGAAGCUGUGGCAGCUGUGUUGUUUUUGGUGGUGUGUUUGUGGAUCAGUGGUGUUUGACGUGAUUAGUAGGAGAUUUGAACAUGAGUUCACGCAGCAGGAGCAGUAGCAGGAGCCGAAGUCGUAGUCGGAGUCGGAGUCGAAGCAGGAGUCCACGAGAUCGCAGGAUCCGAUCUCGACACUCUUCAUAUCGUGACGCUCCUUUAAGGAGAGAGGCACGUCGCGGUUUCAGCCAAGGCAAUCUGUGCAACAACUGCAAGCGACCUGGUCAUUUUGCAAGAGAAUGUCCUAAUGUUGCUGUUUGUAACAACUGUGGUCUUCCUGGGCACAUUGCAUCAGAGUGCACUACACAAGCACGGUGUUGGAAUUGUCGAGAACCUGGACAUGUGGCCGGCAACUGUCAUAAUGAGGGCAUCUGCCACUCGUGUGGCAAAGCCGGACAUCGUGCUAGAGAUUGCCCAAACUCUGAGCAGCCAGGUGGAGACUUGAGACUCUGCAACAAUUGCUACAAGCCAGGGCAUAUUGCAGCAGACUGUACUAAUGACAAAGCAUGCAAGAAUUGCAGGAAAACAGGCCACAUAGCACGUGAUUGUCAGAAUGAACCUGUCUGCAAUGUGUGCAACAUAUCUGGGCAUUUGGCUCGGCAAUGCCCCAAGGGUAAUUCUCUCGGUGAGAGGAGUGGUGGGGUUAGAUAUGGUGGCUAUCGUGAUGUGAUCUGCCGGAACUGCAACCAGGUUGGCCACAUGAGCAGGGAUUGCAUAGGUCCCAUAAUCAUAUGCCACAAUUGUGGAGGCAGGGGCCACAUGGCAUAUGAGUGCCCGUCUGGGAGAAUAGCUGACCGUGGAUACCGCCGGUUUUGAUUCUGAAUUUGCAUGAAUAGGUAUCUGAACUGCUUUGGAGGAUUAAAAAUCAUGUUUUGCAUUGGGUUUGCUGGUUACAGACUUACAGUUGAAUUUACAGCAACUGGAUUAGGGCCUCGACCCUUUUUAUUGCCCCAAAGGAUAUUUUGCUGUCUCAACAUAUUAUUUAUGUGGUUAGUAUAAGCUGUGUGAACUUGAGGUGUUUGUGCCAUACUGCUCGAUCGUUGUGUGGUCGUGUUGUUUCUGGUCUGGGACGGCCAAUGUAGUCUUAGGGUGUCUAGGAACAUUGGUUUUUCUUUAUUGUGGCCGAGAUUUUCCCAUGGAAACUGAAUUGGGCCACUUCGUAAAUCGAUUCGGUAAGCAGGCAACUGAUUUUGAAUAUCUUAGGUAACUUUAAGCUUUUUGGUGUACUUCUCCCCAAAGGGGUUUUGUUGAUUGUAUUGCACUCUUUCACAGU